UUGACAGGUCACCAGAGUGCCGUCUACAGUGGAGGAGAAAUUAAAACUAAAGCUUGUCGCCGAGAGUCUCUCUGACUAUUACUGAAAAAUUGAUUUGCUUCUGUUGAUUCUGCAUUACACAGCAGUUAGACAAUCAAAGGAUGUAGCUAUAUUUAACAGUAAUUUACGCCUUGAAGCCUUUCCACUCGAGCCGAUAAUGCUUAAAACGAAGCUGCCCAUGAGAACCGCGGAGGCAGGAGAUGAUACGGCCGAGGAACAGCCGGAUCUCCAUAUUCCCAGAUCGGUCUCUCCCACGAUCUCGGACAGGCUCGAAGAUUCAUCCAGACACCCAGGAUAUCCAUCUCAAUUGGACAAAGAGACCGUUUUCGAGUGGUUUGGUUUGCAUCUAAAUCCUGCCAAGCGGAUCGAGUUAAUGUGCGGACUGCUGCAUAUGUGCCAGCCGCUCGAACUCCGGUUUUUGGGCUCCUGUCUGGAAGACUUGGCACGGAAAGAUUACCAAAUUCUACGGGAUGUCGAGAUCAGGGCGAACUGUCCGAAUGAUUUGGGCAUUUUAUCUGAUGUUAUCGACCCGGUCGUGCGCUCCAAACUGCUGGUCUGCUUGUCCCUUCUGCGAUCUGACAGCAGGGAGUGUGCGGGAAUACUAUUUCGGAUAUUGAGCCAUAUGGAUCCCGCCUUGUUCUACAAAAACUAUCCCGGUUACUCUGUUUCUCCCUUCAGGGACCCGCUCCAUCCUUCGUGUGUGGACGGGAAAGCGUUCAGGAGAACAGAGCAUAUUUGCGGGCGUCCAAUGGAGGCAGCGGUCGGACCCUUGGAGCAGUUGGCGCUGCUUUUUACUAUGGCCUCAUUGCACCCAGCGUUCCCUUUUCAUCAAAGAGAAACCCUUCUAGUGCAGCUGGACAAAAUCGAACUUGCCACAGAAGAUAGACAGCAGAAUCAGUACAGAAUAAACGCCCAGAAAGCAGAGUACCUGGGCCCAGCUGCCGUCACCACUGAAGCCAGUCUGGAUGAGAGGACACAGGGGCAGAGACAAUGUGCCAGCCAGACACCCCCCAGCUGCACGACCCAGCAAGGAAGCAGAACCCAGAGGGAAGCUGUACAUAUAGAGAAGAUUGUACUGAAGAGGAUGUCACAGAGCAGGACAGACAGGGAAUACAAUUUUGAGGUGAAGUGGUCUGACUCCUCAUCCAGCAAUGUCAGGAAAACACAGCUUGAACUGGAGGGCUUCUUGUUGAAGCUUCCCAAGGAGCACUCCACCGAGUCGUUUGAGAAGGGCAUCCUCCGGCUGCUCAACCAGGGAGACAAGUACGAGAGCAAGGGGGUGGAGACGAACCUCAAGGAGAAGUUUCUGUCGGCUCCACAAGCUUUCCGACAGACAAGGAAGGUCUGUGGCUUCUUCCUGUGUGAGUCCUCCUCUUCCUCCUCCUGCAGCUGCAGCAGAUGUAACCCUGCAGCCCUGGGGAAGCCCUUCAAAGAGGACGGUUCUGAGGCAUCCAGCCAAGAGGAAGUUAUGUAUUUGGAUCCGUACGUUCAGGGACACCGGAAGAAACAUGUCAGCAAUAGCCCCUGCCUUAGCAUUCCCGAUGCCAAAAGUUCCCAGGGCGAGAGCAUUCGGAAGGGGUCACACAGCUCGAAGCACAACAGCCUGCCUGACUGGAGGAGGAAGACCUGCACGCUUCAACCCGACCAGGAGGCCUCUGGGGGGCCAGGCCCAGAGCAGCAUCAGGAUAGUGAGAAGAGGGGCAACCACCCUGCCAGCAUGAGGCAGCCACUGGGACCAGACAGAUGGGAUAGGGCAGUGUGCAGAGUGAUGGCGAUUGCAUUGUCUGUGGAUCUGUUGGGGCGGGAAAAGGGGAAGAAAGCAUACUUGGCAAAUGGGAGCAUGGUGCCACCAGCAUCUCAGCGAGCGCGACAGUCGACAGGGAAAGAUGGAGACUCCAGUCAGGAGGUAUACGGCGAAACCUCGUCUGAGAGCUACAGCUCGGCCUCCAGCCCCCAGCACCACAAAACAGAGAGCCUGGACAGCGAGGACGAGAAGGAUAAAGAUACAGGCAGUAGCCAGGGCCCAGCAGACGCCUUCUUCCCCUGGCAGGAGGUUGUAAAUGGGGCCAUGCCCCCCAUCCACCACCUGGUCUCUGCCAAGCCUGUCGGAGAGCCCCCCAGCCUUGACUAUCCCCCAAACACCUUCAUGCACCCCCUGCCCUGCAUAUUGCCCAGCGGGGCACUACCUGCCGAUGCCCCUCUGCCAGUCAUGCCCCCCCAGGUGGCAGCUGCCCUGGUAGACAACAAGGUGGUCGGAGGGCUGAUCAUGCAGGUGCCCCUGGUCCUCCGAGAGCCCAUGUCCACCAACGUGCCAGGGGAUCCAGAGCAGAGGGAUGCUACUGCUGCAGUGCCCAUGGUACUCCCAGGGUUUGGCUCCCUAGCCCUGGGCGUACACCCCCCUGGCAGCCCUGCCCUGCUUCCCCUGGCCCAGCACUUCAAGACAGCCCCUCCACAGACCACUGCCAGCUCUGAGGGUGUAACCACCCUCCCUGCCCACCAGCCCCUGGUGGAAGCUAUCAGUGUCAUCACCCCCGGUCCGCUCUAUGCCUCACCCCUGCAGCCUGCCUACUCCAACCCAGACCCUGCCUCCCCCCUAACCCCCUCCGUACCCCUGGGGGACCUUAGCAUCCCUCACACCAAGCACCCAGAUGUGUCUCUUUUCUCGGGCCUGCCGUCCCUGUACACUAUGGACCCCAUCCCCACUUCCGUCAUGGCAACGCUAGGGGUAGCGCCUUCCCCUGGACAGGUUCAGGCGGUGGUGCCCCCGUCCGUACCCACCCACACCCCCGGCCCAGCGCCCGGCUCAACCCAGACCGACUCCACCUCUUACGUCAACAGCACCAGUAACUCCGUCGCCCAGCAACAGGCGCAACCACAACAUCAACAACAACAGCAGCAGCAGACGACUCACCAGCAACAGGUCAUGUGCUGUGGGGCGUGCGGUUGCCGAGGCGGCUGCGGCAACAGCCGUACAGCGCCAUCGUUUUUCUUCCCCCACCAGAUGGCGCCACGGCAGGUGUUUGGUGCGCCGCCUAUCUUCCAGUUCACGUCCCUGUGCACCAGCAACUACCUCAGCCAGCCGCCCCCGCAAAGUAACGGCCAGGCCCAGCUGACAUUCUUCCCCCCCGCACCUUACGCUGGCCAGACCCUGCUGCACACCCACCCUCACUCUGACCUGGGCACCCAGCUAGGCUAUAGCCUCCAACAGAUGGUGUCGCCCUUCAACCGUUUCUACCCGCACAUGUACCCCUCCAGCGUGGGUAUGGUGCCCGGUUCGGGAGGCCUGGGGGGAGCGGUCGGCGUCAACAAGAACAACGGCAACGUCUCCUGCUACAACUGUGGGGUCAGUGGGCACUACGCACAGGACUGCAAACAGCCCUCCGUUGAUUCAACACAGCAAGGCAGCUUUCGGCUGAAGUACGCCACCUCCCACUCUUCCGAAGGACUAGACAACGCUAGCUGAACACGUCUUUUCGUUCCGCCAUCUUGUUCCUUGUCACGAGCGGUCCGAGAGGACCCUCCGUUUCAAGAGGGUUUCACGCUGAUGUUUUUCAGUCAUUGUCAUUGUUGGUUUGACCUUUUUGAAGAGCAUGUGCGAGGAGGGUCCUGAGUACUUGUGGCGGAGACAUCCUCUACGUCCCCGUCACAGCUGAGAGUGAAGCUGUCUUGUUUCCAUAGAGACGCAACCCCCCCACUGAUCCCUUAGAGGCUUUUGGUAUUUUGCACUGAAAACUGGCACAAGACAGCAAGCAGCUCAUGUUCACUAACUUAUUUUUUAUAUUCGAGUGUGGGAGCUUGGGAAAAUGACACCACGUCUAUUAGAGUGUGGGAGCUUGGGAAAAUGACACCACAUCUAUUAGAGUGUGGGAGCUUGGGAAAAUGACACCACGUCUAUUAGAGUGUGGGAGCUUGGGAAAAUGACACCACGUCUACUAGAGUGUGGGAGCUUGGGAAAAUGACACCACGUAUCCUAGAGUGUGGGAGCUUGGGAAAAUGACACCACGUGUCCUAGAGUGUGGGAGCUUGGGAAAAUGACACCACGUAUCCUAGAGUGUGUGAGCUGGGGAAAUUAUUUUAUUCUCUGAAUACAUGGGGAUCCUACGUGAUCUCAAUGAGAGUUUUCUAUAAUUUGGUUUUUACAGCGGUAUAUUUAUGCCUCCUUACUGUUAUUUGACAAGGAUUUGUAUUGUUUAACUGUACAGCUAUGAAAGAUAAGUCCAAAACAAAAAAGUUAAUGUAAAAAAAAAAAAGCUGGGGUAAUUUUAAUGUUUUUUGCUGCAGUGUUUAUGAAUGUACAACAUAUUUCGUUUUUUUUUGUUUUAAUGUAAGGAAUCUGUCAGUAUCGAAAAGAUGUUUCUUAACGCAUUUGCCACUUGAUUUAAUGUGAAGCGCAGAGUAAAACGUUUUAUAUCAUAUCUGUCAUGUUGAAGUUCAAUGCUGCUGGGUGUUUAUUUUUAGUUAUAAUCUUUGACAAUAUGCACUAUAACUACCAGGAAUUCUGAAGUUUCUCAAGUGCUCUGAAGCAGUCCAAGAAGAACUAGAGCCAGUUGUUAUUGCAACAGUGAAGCUCUGGACAAGACACUGGUGUCCCCUCCAUCCAGUAUUCUCUUGGAAAUGCUGUGCUGCCCUGCAGAGUCGGGGCCACUAUUUGGCUCCUACUAUUGAUAACACUGUUCUCCUCUGAAAACAACUAUAUUUUCUUUAGCCGUUUCUACAGGACUGUGGUGGCCAAGGCAGAUAUCAUGUAACUUUUCUGGAGACUCGUGUUUAUUCCCACUUCUUCAUUUAAUGCAGCAGUGAGAUCUAUGGCAUAUGUUUGGUACAUUGGUAAAUGUACCAACAAAAUAAAAAUAAAAAUGCACAUACACACUA
Molecule: messenger RNA, 4911 nt
Organism: Salvelinus fontinalis (brook trout)
Lineage: Eukaryota; Metazoa; Chordata; Actinopteri; Salmoniformes; Salmonidae
Product: zinc finger CCHC domain-containing protein 2-like
Exons: 15
Coding region: 197-3502 (1101 amino acids)
Molecular function (GO): nucleic acid binding; zinc ion binding
Source: RefSeq, a predicted model, not a curated record